Molecule: messenger RNA, 1140 nt
Organism: Cajanus cajan (pigeon pea)
Lineage: Eukaryota; Viridiplantae; Streptophyta; Magnoliopsida; Fabales; Fabaceae
Product: FBD-associated F-box protein At4g10400
Molecular function (GO): protein binding
Source: RefSeq, a predicted model, not a curated record
UUCUAAAGUCAUCAUAUGGGUAACAGAAUCAACAUUUUGCCGGACGAUGUCCUAUGCCACAUUCUCUCUUUCGUUCCAACCGAAGAAGUAGUUGCCACAAGUGUUCUAUCCAAGAGAUGGAAACCCCUUUGGCGUUCAGUUCCUGCUCUCGACUUCACCUGCUGGAACUACUCUUCAAACGAUAAAGCCCGUUUUCGCUUUGUUCAGUCUGUCUCUACAUUUAUCCUCUCCCGUGAUUUGAACCAACCCCUCAAAAGAUUCCGCAUCAGAUGCUGCUCUUCUGUUUUUGAUUCUGCCUUUUUCAAUGCAUGGCUUACCACUGCAGCGCAAUCCAGAGUUGAACACAUCGACCUUUGUAUGGAUCUUAAAAUAAUUGUCUUACCCUCAAUCUUGCUUAACUGCAGCACCCUAGUGGUUCUCAAGUUGACAUGCCAAGAAAUGAGUGGUUUUUCAUCUGUUCACUUGCCAUCACUUAAAAUCCUGCAUUUGGUUGUAUUUUUAGAGCGUACACAUCUAGCGGCGUUUCUUUGUGGGACUCCUAAUCUUGAGGACUUGGUAACCAAGUGUGUAAGGUUUAGUCACUAUGAAACUAAAGGAAUAUUUAGAAGACUUCCCAAAUUACUUAGAGCUGUCAUAGUCAAAGAUGCGGUUCCAUUGGAUGUUCUUUAUAAUGUUCACUUCCUGCGAAUAGAGAAAAUGGAUGAUAAACACAUCGAAGACCAGCUGCAGAUUCCUAUGUUUCACAAUUUAACUCAGAUUGAAUUGUGCUAUUUUGAUUAUGCUCACUACUGGAUUGAUCUGUUUGAAAUACUUGAAUAUUGCCCCAAGCUUCAAAAUCUCUCUAUUUACAUGGAGUGUCCAGAAAACGCACCUGAGCGCGGUGUAAAAGAAGAUUGGUCAUGUCCACCACGUGUUCCCAAAUGCAUCUCAUUUCACCUUAUAUCAUGUUGCCUUAACAAGUACAGUGGCACUUUUGGGGAGUUUGAAUUUGCAAAAUAUAUUUUGCAGAAUGCAAGAGUUUUGCGGGACAUGACAAUCUCCACUUGUGAAGAUGAAGAGGAAAAGGAAAAACUUGAAAUGAUAAAAGAACUAUCGUUGUGCAUAAGAAUCUCUUCAACUUGUAAACUAUCAUUUAAUUGA